CUGCAGAGGGGAGAGCAGGCAUUUUGGAGGAAAACGUACUCUAUCACGGGACGAAGCUGAACUGAACCAGGAGUUACAGCACCAAUAGAGUCAACCUGGAUUCUUCCUUUCCUCUCCUGGCUUGUCCAGUGAGCUGCUCUGCUUAACACACAUUGAGAUCUCCUUUUGAUCUCUGCACCUGUUCCAACUCGUCAGCCAGGUGAAGGGGAGGGAUUCUCUCUCCUCCUUCUCCCCUCUCUUCUCAUUCUCCCUUGUUCUCUCGGUUUCCGUGAUUGCUUUUUUUCAGUGGACCAUCCAGGAGAGUAGUGGGUUAAACUGCAGGACAAUUGGGCUGCUCUCCCUCGUUGUUCCUCCCUCCCCUCCUCCCUCCUCCCCCUAUGGGUCCAGCCCUGCCUUAGAUCGCUGUGAGUCUGGGUCAGGCUGUAGUUAGCAGUACGUGUCGUGCUCCAGAAUCUUCCUCACUGGACAGAAGGCGUGGAACACCUGAGUAGAAGCCUGAACAGGGUACUGACACGGAACACUGAGGGUAGACGUUCUGAGUAGCAUUCUGAGCUGUAGUGUAAUACAGGAUUGGAACACUCAGCUGGAACUCUUCUGCUGGACUUUGACUCUUUAGGCAGGCAGAGUUGGGAGGAUGGGAGGUCGUACUGCGCUGCUUUGUUUGGGUCUGCUUGCCCUGUGCUGUGUGCUGCUGCCCAGAGGAGGGGUCAGUGCAGGCAGCCUAGUCUCUUUAGGCCAGGAUGUGGACAAGAAAGGGAUGGAGGUCAUACAUGGAGAGGAAUCCCAGGAUGAGCUAGAUAAACAAGAGGAGCUUACGGAGACACAGACUGGCAAUGUACCGACAGCCACUGAGGAGGAUGUCCUACCAGCCAGGUUCAGGAGAGCACCAGCGGAGGAGGGCAAAGAGAAGAAAAAGAAGGACAAGAAGGACAGGAAGGAAAAGAAAAACAAGGACCCAAAAGAGCCCAAGGCUACCAAGAAACCCAAAGCAGACAAAAAGCAGAAAGAGAAAGGAGGCCGCAGAGGCAAGGACAAGGAGCCACGGAUAAAAACUACUCCACCACCCACAACCACACCACCUCCGACUACCACAACACCACCUCCGACUACCACCACACCACCUCCGACAACCACAGAGUUUUACACAGAACCAGCUGAUCCAUACCCAGACUACCCAGACAGUGAGGAUGACUACUGGAAGCUGAAUGAGGAGGAGGAGCCAACUACUGCAGAGACUGACCCCGAAGACGACUAUUGGACACCUGAGGAGGAGGAGCCUACCAACCCAGUGGACAACCCAGACGAUUAUUGGAAGGUAGAGGAGCCAACAACAGCCACCACAACAACAAUCACGUCCCCCUAUCCUGUGGGGAAUGAAGAGGUGGACCCAGAAGAAGACGACUAUUGGGAAGGCAAAUAUGACGACCCAGAGAAUCUUCCUUUCCCUGAUGGUAAAGAAGUUGUCCCCACUGAGAAAGAUGACUGGAGCUAUGCUGUCACAGACGAGGUGCCCAGGAAUAUUCCUUUUCCUGAAGCGAAAGAGAUCUUCCCCACAGAGAAAGAUGACUGGAGCUAUGUUAUCACAGAGGAGCCUGUUACACCACCACCUACCUAUGAAAGCCCCUGGUACGAGGAGUAUGACUACGGACAUAGCGGUGGACAGACCAAACAGGAGGAGGAGGAGCAGAAGGAGAGAGAGAGACAAAGGAAAGAAAAGGAGAGAGAGGAGAGAGAGAGAGCUCAGAAGAGGAGGGAGGAGGAGGAGAGGGCUAAGAAAAGACCACGCGUAUUCAAGGAGCCCAAAAAGUGUCCUCCCCUGGGAAUGGAGUCUCAUAAGAUAGAAUCAGACCAGCUGCUGGCCUCCUCCAUGUCUCAGUACCGCUACAGCCACACCAGGGCACGCCUCAACAUGCAGGCUUCGGAUAAUGAGGAGGACAUGAAUGGAGGGGCGUGGUGUCCUAAUCCAGAUGACAAGAUUCACUGGUUUGAGGUUGACGCUCGCAGAGCAACAGAGUUUACUGGGAUCAUAACACAAGGACGAGAUGCACGCAAUGAGAGUGACUUUGUGACAUCAUACUACGUGCAAUUCAGCAAUGACAGCAGGGAAUGGACAACCAUUCAUGAUGGUUACUCUGACUGGUUGUUUUUUGGUAACUCUGACAAGGACACGCCAGUGCUAAAUCAGUUAGCAGAGCCCAUUCUAGCACGCUACAUUAGAAUCAUCCCUCAGAGCUGGAACGGCAGUUGCUGUAUGAGGUUGGAGAUAAUGGGCUGCCCACUCCCUGACCCUGCCAGUGCAUACCAAAGGCUGCAAAAUGAGGUGACGCCGGUCCAGUACCUGGAAUUCAAACACCACAACUAUGCAGCCAUGGUUACGCUGAUGAAAUCUGUGACUGAGGAGUGUCCCAACAUCACCAGUAUGUACAGCCUGGGACGCAGUGCCAACGGACUGGACAUCCUGGCCAUAGUCAUAUCAAGCAACCCCACAGAACACGAGAUAGGUGAGCCAGAGUUCCGCUACACGGCCGGUCUCCAUGGAAACGAGGCAACGGGGCGGGAGAUGGUUCUCCUUUUGAUGCAAUACCUGUGUAAGGAGUAUAAGGACGGUAACCCCAGAGUGCGCCGCCUGGUGGAUGGAAUACGUAUCCACCUGGUACCCUCACUAAACCCUGAUGGACAGGAGAAGGCCCUGGCAGUGGGUUCGGAGCUGAGCGAUUGGACCACAGGCCACUGGACAGAGGACGGCCAUGACAUCUUCCAGAACUUUCCUGACCUCACCAGUGUUCUGUGGGAGGCAGAAGACAAGGGCAUGGUGCCCAAACUGACCCCCAAUCACCAUGUCAAGAUCCCUGAAGACCUGGAGGGGCACGACAAGAUGGCCAUGGAGACUCGAGCCAUCAUCUUGUGGAUGGAGAGCCACCCAUUCGUACUAGGGGCCAACUUCCAAGGUGGGGAGAGGUUUGCUUCGUACCCCUACGACAGUCACCGUCCAACCAAGACCGUCAGCACCAGUACAAGAGAGGGGUCACACAGCCGCAGGAAGAGACAGUAUGAGGAAGAGUAUGAAAGAGGAACAGAGUGGGAUAGGGGCUACGACCGCCAGGAGCCAGAGGAAGAGGACAGAUGGAACACAGGACACCAGCAGCCGGAAGAGGAGCGUUGGAACCGUGGAUACCAGGAGCCAGAACAGGAACAUUGGAACCGUGGAUACCAGGAGCCAGAACAGGAACAUUGGAACCGUGGAUACCAGGAGCCAGAACAGGAACGUUGGAACCAAGGAUACCAAGAGCCAGAACAGGAACGUUGGAACCAAGGAUACCAAGAGCCAGAACAGGAACGUUGGAACCAAGGAUACCAAGAGCCAGAACAGGAACGUUGGAACCAGGGAUACCCACAGCCAGAAGAGGAACAUUGGAACCAGGGAUACCAGGAACCAGACCGGGAGGAGUGGAGGGGACAUGGCUAUGGCCACAGAGAAGAGGAAGAGGAUGACAGAGGGAGGGGAGGAGCAGGCUAUGCCGAGCCUGAGGAUGAGCCCAGGGUCAUAGCAGACGCCUCCUUUUUCAGGUGGCUGGCCAUCUCCUAUGCUUCCACUCACCUGUCCAUGACUUACACCACCCACGGCUCCUGUCAUGGCGCUGACGUCACUGGGGGUUCCGGAAUCGUCAACCGCGCCAAGUGGAAGCCCGUCACAGGAAGUAUGAAUGACUUCAGCUACCUGCACACUAAUUGCCUGGAGCUGACUAUGUUCUUGGGCUGUGAUAAGUUCCCCCAUGAGAGCGAGCUAGUCAUUGAGUGGGAGAAGAACAGAGAGGCCAUGCUCACCUUCAUGGAGCAGGUCCAUCGAGGGAUAAGGGGCGUGGUGAAAGACAAGGAAGGGAACCCCAUCUCUAAUGCCACAGUGUCUGUGGAGGGAGUCAACCAUGACGUCACUACAGCCGUAACAGGGGAUUACUGGCGCUUGCUGAACCCUGGUGAGUACCGUGUGACCGCGCGGGCCGAAGGCUUCACCUCCCUGACCAAGCUGUGCGUGGUGGGGUACGAACAAGGGGCAACUACCUGUAGUUUCAACCUGGCCAAGUCCAAUUGGGACCGAAUCAAACAGAUUAUGGCCAUGCACGGCAACAAGCCCAUCCGCCUGCUCAGCCACGGCAACGUCGGAACACGUCGAAACACCAUCUCCGUUGUUAACCGGCCUGUGGUGCCAAACAGCGGCAUUGCCGUGGAUCCUGAGGCACGUCGCAUACGCCAGCGAAAGCUUAAGCUCGCCCGUCUCCGUCGUCUACGACAACAGAAACUGAUAUCGACAACGACGUUGCCCCCAACUACUACGACGACCACAACGGCUCCCACGACAACAAAGGCGGAGCCCACAACUGCUUGGUACGACUCGUGGUUUAUAGAUGAGGGGCAAACGUCAGCGCCGGAAGGUUUUACAGACUCCAUUUCUGAUUACAACUACGAGUACAAGUUUAAAGAGUAUUAAAUAUGAAACACAGGUGCACUUCGCAAGACCUCGCAUAUUACUCAACAGCACCCAUUCUUUUGAAAAAGCUGAUCGGAUAGGUCAUAAGAACAAUACAUGGAGAGAGAAAAAAAUAAUAAACAUCACAAUUGGCACAUCUGUAAAUGAUCUAAUGUGCAGAAAGUCUGGCCCACAAGCUAAUGUCGGCGCUAGCCGUCUGUAUUACACACAAAAAUGACAGUUUUAGAGUAGGAAAAUAGAAUUGCAUUUCAAAUCAACUGCAUUUCAAAUAGCAACAGAGUUGUUGCAAAGCUUUCCUUGAGAAUGGGCUUUAGAGAUGGUUUCAGAUCCUGGACUGUAAAUACCACCUCCACCUCUGAAGAAUCAAAACGAAGAAUACAAGUUUACUUUAUUUCUUAUAAAAGUGUGGAUUUAUUUACAUUAUUUUCACUAAUGAGAACAAAGCCAUAAUGCUGACAGACAGUAACUUGACAAAAUGUCUUUUGAAGGUUGAAAGAGAAACCAAGAGAGAUUUUCCUCUAGCUGAGGUAGAGAAAAGUUAUUUUUUCAAUGAAUAAAGGCUUGUUUAAGUACA
Molecule: messenger RNA, 5060 nt
Organism: Esox lucius (northern pike)
Lineage: Eukaryota; Metazoa; Chordata; Actinopteri; Esociformes; Esocidae
Product: inactive carboxypeptidase-like protein X2
Exons: 24
Coding region: 635-4486 (1283 amino acids)
Biological process (GO): proteolysis; negative regulation of transcription by RNA polymerase II
Molecular function (GO): DNA-binding transcription repressor activity, RNA polymerase II-specific; metallocarboxypeptidase activity; RNA polymerase II transcription regulatory region sequence-specific DNA binding
Source: RefSeq, a predicted model, not a curated record